Molecule: messenger RNA, 1803 nt
Organism: Heterobasidion irregulare TC 32-1
Lineage: Eukaryota; Fungi; Basidiomycota; Agaricomycetes; Russulales; Bondarzewiaceae
Exons: 6
Coding region: 1-1803 (600 amino acids)
Source: RefSeq, a predicted model, not a curated record
AUGCCAGUUCUGCAUCCUCAGCCAACAAAUUCUGAUAAAAAAGUCAACGGAGGCGUCAAAUCUAUAGAAGAGAGUAAGGCGGAACGGCAGCAGCGCCACCAAGCGCGUUUCAGAGAUCGUGGAGGCAUAUUUGUUCCAUCUACGACCAAUGAUCUUGUGGGCAUCUUGUUGUCCCGAAAGUUCAAUGCCGAGUCACCCCGCAAAGUGCGAUCUAGCCCGCGGAAGUCAAAGGGCCGCGCGAGCACUACAGCAAUUGGGUCUACAGCGAAGCGGAAUAUCAAACCUGAGACCCCACGCAUAACUCCUGCUACUCAAAAGUCCGGGUCCGUGGUGGAGGUGAAUGUAGAAUCGUCAGCGAAGGUGGUUCCGAAGAAGGGUACAAGGAGAAAGAGUCGAGUCUCUACAGCAUCUACGAAGUCUGCUUUACCUGAACGUUACGUGUCCAUUCUAGCAGCCAUCUCACCUAUUUAUGUAGGGGGAGAAGGUGAUGUGGCAGACAUCCCCAAGACAGUCACGAAGCCUUCGCAAUCAAAGGCGCGUGGCAUUGCGCCUAAGUCUAGCAAGUCUGCAACAGCACGGAUCGCCGAAAUCAUCAAUCUCACUAUACCUACGCCAGUCAUGACGAAAGUUAGAAAAAUACCCGAAUCUAAACUCCUUAAGGAGGAGGAGGGCUCACAGGAAGACUCUCCCAAAGCGACGCAACUGGUUUUCCAGGCUCAACACGCUACCAAGGCUUCCGAUGACUACGGAGGUACUGUGGCCAAAAAGCCAGCCUCGAAGAAGGCCGCAGGACCAAAGAAGACAGUCAUCAAGUCAAGUGUACGCGAACACACGCUUCAGACGACUCAGGGGAAAGGAAGGCCAAAGAAAAACCCUCUCGAGGAUGGAGGCUCGGUUCAAACCAAGACGCGUACUGGCCAGUCUAAGCAAAGCUCCAAGAACCAACCAAGCCAGAACAAUGUACUGAGCCUCACCCAACCUCCAUCGCACUCUAUCCCUACUGCUACUUCGCCUCGCCAGUCCUCGCCCGAAUCUCUGCAUUCAUCCACUGCUACCACUUCCUCCGCAUCAACUUCGAGGCAGACACAAGCACCCACAUCUAGAGCGACUUCAUAUACAACUCCCGAAUCUGAUUUUGUACCCAAUCGCAAAAAUCAGAAACCUCUGAGGAAUCCUAUCAAAUCGAAACCAAAGGCUCGAUCGGCCGUCGCACGAGGGCUGCCACCUAUUGCCGAAACAGGUGGAGCUGGAGAGGUCUCUGUCGGUGUUGUUGAGGAAGAGGCUCCAUAUUCGGAGCUUCUGCCAGGGUCGGACAAGUCUGUCGAGGUGCCUCUUGUUGAGGUCAUGAAGCUGCAGAUUUUGGCCAGACGCAAGGGGAAGGAAAAGGCUCAACCAGCUGUGGAACCCGACCCGCCUGCCCGUGGGUCAAAUACAAAAAAACGGGCUCGGAAACUAUCUGAAGUCGAGGAGGAGCUUAAGGUGGCACCUGCGAAAAAACGCGCGAAAUCGGUUUCACGGAACGUUGGAGACGCAGCUCCUCUGAAAAAGCGUAACGCCCAACGAAAUCAUGACGCGCAAGAGGAUGAAGCCCAUGAACAGGACGUCCCUCGGCAGUCGAAGAAGCGCAAAAAUGCAAGCGAGAUGCGUCGUCAGAACAAGAGGGCUCGAGGUCAAUCCCAACUAGAGCAAGAUAAUGAACCCUCUUCUAGCGGCGACAAGGAGAAUAUUGUAUUCAAGAAUGCUCGUGAAGCGCCUCAGAGAUCGCCUGUGAAGCCGAGGUCAACUUGUAAAGAUCAAACUUGA